Porites lobata is the source of this 13913-nucleotide messenger RNA. NCBI's taxonomy places the organism in Eukaryota, Metazoa, Cnidaria, Anthozoa, Scleractinia, Poritidae. The record is from the annotation of a GenBank genome assembly.
CUUUCUUAUGAAGCGAAACAACUAGAUGAAACAUUACAAAAGUUCUUCGCCGAGAUCCGUAAGAAAGAUGGUUCUGAGUACGAACCUGACAGUUUGAGAGUUGUGUUGGCGUCAUUGGACCGACACCUGAGAGAAAAGGAUGCUGCCUUCUCAAUAGCCAAGGAUAUCGAGUUUUCCAACAGCAGAAAAGUACUUGAAGGAAAAGCAAGGCUUCUUCGUCAAGAAGGUUUCGGAAAAAGCCCAAACGCUGCAAAGGCACUCACCUCUCAAGACGAAGAGUUGUUGUGGUCCAAAGGAGUGCUUGGAAGCCAUUCUCCACAGUCACUGAUACAGACCAUGUGGUUCUUGCUCACCCAGCACUUUGGUUUGAGGGGCUGUCAGGAGCACCACGACAUGUACGUUGAAGACUUUGCCUUCAGUACCGACGACAAUGGUAUUGAAUUCGUGACUUACGAGGAAAACCCCACGAAAACUCGCCAAGGUGGACUUCGCAAGAAACGAAGAGUCGUUCAACCCAAGAUGUUUGCUACCGGAGGACAGAGAUGGUCCGUGUGGUUUUCGUCCAUUUGAUUUUUAUUCCAAAUUGAAAAUUGAAAAUCAAAAAUUCACAAUCGUGAUUUUCAAUGUUUGAUUCCUCAAGAAUUGAAAAUCACAAAUUUACAAUCUCAAUCGUCAAUUUUUGUUUCUAAGAAACAAGAAAUUGGAAAACAAUUUUCAAUAUUUUGAAAAUCAAAAAUCAAAAAUUGAAAAUGGCCAGGUGGCGGCUUUCAUUUCUUGUUUUUAAGGAAAAGGAAAACUAAACGAUAAUCUUUAAUUUUGAGAUUUUUGCCUGGUACCGAAGUUGAAAAUGUAUUUUCAAUUUCCACUUCCCUAGAUUCCAGCUUAUUAAAAAUUCAAACUUGACAAAGCUAUUCAUGUGUAACGAAACUGCGGGAAACAGUAUCAAUGCUGAUGAAAUCCGAAAUGAAAAUCGUUUUUUGAUUUUCGUAUUUGAGAAAAACAAAAAUUGCCAACCUACCAAAAAUCCCUGUGAUGGGAGGGGAGGGUAAAGCCGGAAGUGGGGCGACCGAAAGCAAGAUGGCCGUCGUCUUUUUACCAAGCGGUGUUUCGUGUCUUCGUCGAGCUGUCUCUAGCGGAAAUGUUACACCAACAGCAAUCCGAAGCCUGCCUGUACCAUGGCCAAGAAGUUUCAAAGAAAUGCGCCGAAUAUUUUUUUCACGGUAAGUGUGUUUUUUUGUUUUAACCUUGCAACAUCCAAGGCUACGCUACGCUAGAGUUUCACUUCUGGUCCCAGUUGUUCAAAGGCCGACGUAACCCGGGUUUUUUUUACUUUUUUCAAAAGCAUUUUUUCGGACAAUUUCCUCUGAUAUUCAUAGAACAUCGAAUCAUCAACUUUUUGACAAAAAGAAUUGAACUGAAUUUACUUUAUAAGCUUUCAUAUUUGAAUUCAAAUUUUGCACUUUUUAAACCCUGGGUUAUCUUAACCCAGCUUUGAACAGUCCGGCCCUGGUCUUUAAAUGUGUCUAGUAGGCGAGUACUACUGGCGGCUGAACCUUAGUUUAGCGAGUACAGUCAACUCCCUUUAUUUCGGACACCGUAGGGACCUCGAGUUAGGGUCCUCACUAGCGAGAGUCCGUAAUAGUGGGAAAUUAUUUCAGUCAAACAUCUGUAACUUAUUUUUUUGCUCGUGAUUUAGCUGCUGUCCGUAUUAACGGGGUGUCCGUUAUAGCGGGGUGUCCGCAAGGCGAGAGUUGACUGUACGUGUUUUUCCUACAGUUUGAUUCUGGCCUACCCUAUUUCCAUUUGUUAAGUUAACUUAAGCCUUUAUGAACAUGUUAUUCUGAAUGCUAUUUAAGCUUACUCUUACCCAGCUGGACUCCAGACCAUCAAGUGUAAGAAUUACUUUGAGGAGGAUUCUCCUGAACAUGUAGUGCGUAGUUUGUUGAGGAGUUUCGGUCUGAAAACAGAUAUACACUGAUUUCUUGGUCUGGAAUCAGGUUUAGUUUUAGAGAGAGCUACGGGUCUCUUUGAACUUAUUUGUAGUUUCAAUUCCAAAUGAAUAAGAAAGAAUAAUAUGCGAAGUGGAAACGGAUUUUAAAAACUCUUUUUGUGGGCGUUCUAAUCUAACUAAUGUUGGCGUUCUUAUCUAAAUAACGAUGACAUAUAGGCCAGGUCUGUUGGCGUGGGAAAUGGCAUUUUUUUGUUCUGAAAUAGGGUCAGGAUUUGGAGAACCAGGUGGCACACCCUUACCAAGAGUUCUUAGGAGUACCCCUCGGAAUUAAAGUAUCAAACAGUGAAAAGUCACAUAUUUGUUGAAUAAUCUUAUUUCACUUUAUUUAGCUCAGAACUGGAACAAUUUUUUGGUGUACUGUGUUAAGUUAGUGCAUCACACCAAACCAGUAUAUCUACACCUGACAAGAUGGAAUCAUCAAAUAUUAAAAUCUAUAUAAACCUCUGUAAUGUUCCUAAAGUUGAGCAGGUUGUUAUAUUUGGCCUGAGUUUUUAAUUAAAGUUUAGUUUUCUUGUCUUAAACUGUAAACAGGGUCUAACCUGUUUCGGUUCUGGCAGCACACCUUUUUUAGCAACAAUUUAAACUUCCCUUAUGUAGUGCCUCCUUCCCUUAGAGGCUCCCUUCUUGCUAUUUAUAACGGUGUCAGAGAAGGAGCUGCUUCCCCCAACUGUCCUAAUGUUUGUUGUCAAGGGAUUUGCAGGCAUUGUGUGUGGCACGAAAAUGCUGUGUUUUCUUACUGCGCACACUCUUUUUUGCAACCACAUUUUCUGAAAGGGAAUGGACGGUUGUUUGCCUUUGGAUAUUUUAACCAGGACAUUAUUAUAACCAAUCACUCAUAUCUUAACGUGCUAUGCAGGAUAAGUUUCUGGUAACCUGAAUUUUAAUACUGUUUAAUUAUGAGGCUAAUUGGUAUGUGAUGUCACAGAAAGUUGUUACUGCAUUGCGGAAGGGAGUUUGAUUAUUAUUCACAGCUUCGUGAAAAAUACUGUUAAAGGAUGGAAACUGCUCAUGGAACUGAUAACAUCGUUGGGACAUGAGAUCUACAUUUCCUUCCAGAGGGUCAUUUCCCAAUUUUGACCACUGUGUUAAACUUCUUCCUCUCUGCUCAUACAUCUGCACUGCUUGCUCAGUAGAUGGGACAUAGCUCUCUGGUAUUGGCACAGAUUGCUUAUUAGUUUUCAUGAGCUCAUCAGGAACUCCCUUUCCUAGAAAUACGUAUGUAAGAUCAAGACAUGGGUAGUCUAAAAGCAGUUAACUAACAUACAUGUACUUGCAAACAGAAUGGAAGUGAAAGUAUUGACUGACAGAAGAUGUGAAUCCCAACACAAGGUGGCUGUAAGGACCUAAAAUUCUUAUGUACAGGGACUCGUUUCCUUCAUCACAGAAAUAUACAUACACAGAAAAAUAAAGUACAUUGUGCAAAGGUUAUAUGUAUGAACUCUGUUGAAAGCAUCGUUUAUAUUCAAAAAUGCAGUGUAAUAGGAAAAGAGAGGAAACAACAGUUUUAAUAUGUGAACCAAAAAAAAGGGGCUGGUUAAUACUGUAUAGAGAGUCUGGUUUACCUGGAAUUGGAUGGUUGUUCCAUGCAUCAAUAACUUGUUGACUUCCAACUUGGCAUACUCUUGAAGUGACCCAGGACACACAGAACUUAGUGGCCUCAUCAUCUAUAUUAAUGUUUUCAUCAUUAACCAAGGCAUUCAAAAUUCGUUUCACUGGGUAAUUGACUCGAGCAUUCAUUUCAACCCAAAUUCUUUCAGCUGUGUGAUUCUUAAGGAUAAAGAAAGAAAUUAAUUAAUUAAUUAAUUAUUAAUGUUACAAAUGUUGCACAUUUUAAAUCACUCUUUAAAAGAAAAUCUCAAAAGUAUUAUUGUAUUCUAUGCUUAUCAACUUUCCAUUUGUAGCUGUAGGUUUAAGAUGACCACUGUUAUUUAAUGUAAAAUACGACCAAAUUACCAAAUGUAACAUUUAAGGCUGUUUAAUUAACUAAACAACAAUUUACCUGUUUUGAGUUGGUCUGUACAUAUGGUGCACGAGAAGUGUUUUGUCUGUGUGGAGAUAGAAUGUCUUGAACAAAUAAGGUCAAAUAGAAUUCAGCACCCAUGUCUACUCGUACCUGAUCCCACACACCAUGAAGCAAUACCGCAGGCCUGUAAAUCAAAUAGCUUCAUGAGUUAUUAGUGGGGAAUGGAAAUGCUAUUUAGUUUUAUAAAAAAAAGUAAUAAGUAAAAUUCAUGGCCUGAGGCUUACUUGUUUAGUAUCUCUAAUCCAAUAAACUAGCCAAAUUACACCACAAGGCUACACAGUGGAACCUCCAUUUUAAGCACGAAGUUGUAAUAGUAUAAGGAAGUCCUUGGCCCCAGCACUGGGAAAAUAUUUGAAUAAGAAUCUUGCUAUACUGAAAGCCCAAUUGAUGUAGCUAACUUAUUCUUGCAAUUUCCAUGCACAGGUAGAUCUAAUGUACUGUACUUUACAUGUUGUGUUGAUGAUGUAGGCAGGGCUCUUCAGUUGUAACCAGAGGCUUUGGAUGACAAAAAUGUAACUGUUCAGGACAUUGUCAAAUAAAGACUCCUGAACUCACAAAUCUGGGAGCAAAGUACCAUGCCCAUAUACAGCAUUUGCACAGAGGACCAGGCAACAUGGUUGUUGUCUACAUCCUAUUCCCCCUUCAUAGUGUGCUAGUCCCUUAGGCCCCCACAAAUACCCUGUCAGGUCCUUAAAGGCUCCUUCCAUGACAGUUAUUAGUAUAUCUGUGUAAUGGGAUAAGUCUCUUUUUGCUAACCAAGGAAUUCAUUGUUGCAUCUUGCAUAUGGUCACUCACCUAAACACGUGUUCAUAAAUGAGGAGGUUAUUCUUCACUGGCAUAAGGGCAUGGCUUACGACUCUUCCACUAUACCCAUCAGUAGCACACACAUGAGUCACCCCAUACAUGGCAAUUUUUUCAUUCUGGUCCAUGUGGAUUUUGUGCCCAAAGUAUUGUGCAUAGUAUGGCAAAGGGUUUGUUGCACGUUCAGUCCUUGUUAACCUUUGCUGGUGGUAAACUGGGGCAACAGAUGCUAGAGAGGCACCAAUACGCUUGCUGCAAAUAUUAACUCCCUGUUUCCGGAAGUAACCUUUGAGCAUUUUGCGUCCCCAAGUAGGACCAACCUGUCAAUGAUAUCAAAUUUAGCAUUUAAACAAACUUUGACUAAAAUCAUUGAUCCACUGAUUUUUUUUCAACUACUAAAAGUUUCAGGGAUACAUUGUACAACAGAUAUUGCGUAACCCUUGUGCACAUGUCAUUGGCUUGCUCCAGGGGUAGGUAUCAAGGCAAACCAGGGGGAUUGUAAAAUGGGUGGAGCAAAUUUACGAAUUUCUGGAAUUUAACUAGACAAAUAAUUACCCUGGGUCAGGUUAUGUUAGUUCGGUUACACGUACAUUUUAAUCAUUUAUUUUAGGCUUGGAGAAGCAAUAUAUUUUCUUAACUAAAAAAGUCAUCAAUAAAUGAUCAGAAAACAGCACCUUAAGAAAGAGAGAUGACUCAGCUGGUUCUUUUUUUCUGUAGGGGAGGGGCAAAUUAACAACAGUGUCAAGUUGGAAGGAAAGGUGCGGUGAAAUUCGAUUGUUUUAUUUUUUUUUUUUACCACGAUCCUUAUCAUUCUUCAUGAAAUCUUGCUCUUUCUCAUGUGGUAUCACUAAAACAUUGUCAAGAAAUAGUGCCAAGCAAAGUAAAUUUUUGCAUGCAUGUUCAUUACAGUCUAAAUAUUACAUGUAAUAGUGAUGUUCUUGUUCUGUUGCCAAAAAAAGAAAAUUGACAUUGAUAAACUUAAUAAUAAGUAAAGAGGAAAUUUGCGGAAUAAUUGUAGUGGGUUAAGCUGAAACUACCAGUACUUAUAAAGCAUCAUGAGGUAAAUUAUUUGUAAUGUCAAGUUAUAUUGCAUAGCCCAUCUCAACGUACUCCCUUGGUUGUCCCUGGGUACUACCCCUGGGGCAAGGGGAUAAAUAUUUUUAAAAUUUCUCAGUUAAGUUAACACAAGGGGUGUUCCUUUUUUUUCUAAUUCGGAAUUUUUUUUUCUUCUUCUAAAAUGAAGGUGACAAAAUUUUGAAACUUCAGACAGAUUUUUCAAAGGUGCCAGCAAGAAAUGAACCCUUCGGGUGCGAGAAAGCAAUAAUUUGAUACGGUUAAUUUUAAAACAUAUUUCUUAGGUUUUCAUGACUCAAAAUAAUUAUCCUUUUUGAAUCUCAGCUUCGGUUUUAUUCUUAAAAUAUUCUUAAAAUUUUGCAAAUUUUAGCCUCGAUAUUCUUAUAAAAUAUAUUCUUACAGAAAGAAAGUGUAUUGCCGUUUCUAUGUUACCCCAGUCGCCCAUUCUCCCAGGGAUAUGAGCUACGUACAUUUGCGCUUAACACAUUCUAAUACAUAUGAUAUCUAAUCUUUACAUCUAACCUUCUGUAUAGCUCCAACCGUUGCUGAUGCCAAAGCUGUGCUAUCCAGACCUGACCUGUAGUGGAUGCCAUAAUUCUCGCAAAAUCGUCUGACCGAACGUUCACUCAGGCCACGAUUGAUUCCGAGACGAACCUUCAGAGCCUCACUGAUCUCACGAUGGGUUUUUCUCCCUAUCACGACCUGUUCUCUAAUCCAUUCCGGAUCAAUUUUUUCCAUCACGAAAUACCGUUGUUGUCAAGGCUCGGAACUCUCGUGCAUUGCAGAUUUAGCGCCAAUAUGUAACGCUUUACUUUAUUUGUUUCUCUUGCCAAGGAGACUGCCGAGGAUCACAUUGGUCGCCUUUCCCGCCAAGCACGUUAUUACCCAAUCAUAGAUGGGUAUAUAUGUGACGUACGCUACCAGAGUUCGCAGUUCUACCGUUCGAUUUCAUGAUGGCGAGAAAGUACGAGCUCAGCAGAGAGGGGAAUGAUUUAAGACUUACAUUUUCCAGUUCGGAUAUUACAUUAUCCAGACUAGCUACCGCAUUUGAGGUGAGUGUCACUCUUCUGCCCCCACUUUUCAACACCUUUGCCUACUUUGUGACCUCAGCAGAGUCCUACCGUUCACAAGUGAUUAUCACAAGCCUAAUUUGGAACCGCUCUUUUGGGCACUUCUAAACCUCACGUAUGCUUCGGCUUAUGUUUUGCUGUUUUGAGUAACUACUGGUAGUGUGAUCCACUCAAACUCUCAAUCAGAACCUGUUCAUCAAACUGCCCAUGAAAUUCGCUCAAAGCGGCUUGCAUUUGCCCGGGGGGGGCACUGCCAUAUAUGGGCUAUAUAGGUAUGUGCCGCUGUGAAGGGUAUGGUUUUCAAGCAGUUUACUCUGGGAUAGGGUAUAUAAAUCAGAGUGUUUGGGUCUAGAAUAGGGUAUCAUUUUUCAGGAAACUGAUCAGUUGGUUGAAGAUUUUAUCUGGAGUAGGGAAACGGGGAAUUGCCACUCAAACAUAUAAAAAAAUCAAAUUUGAAAUUUGAAAUUUACACAACUCAGCUUGUUUUGGCUAGACUAUGCUAGUGACCUCAGUAGUUUAUGGAAAACAGCUACUCUAGGAUAGGGGGGAUUUGGGGAGUUUACUCUAGUAUAGGGUGGCAAAAUUCAGCUGAACUAGCUCUGGUAUAGGUUAAGGGUUCCAGGGUACCAGCGGCACAUCCCCACCCAGAAAUUUCUAAAGUACCCCCCCCCGGGUGCAUUUGUCGCUGAAGUCUUCUCUGACCACGUGCGCGCGUUUGCUGUUCCAAAAGAAAAUUUGCCAGUAUUUGCUGAUCCAUUAUAGUAAAACCGUUUUUUUGUGAAUGAUGAUUUAUUAGACGGCUUUUGUCAUUUCGUGAUAUGUCUGAUAAGGGAACCAUAACUAAUAAGCACGUACUAUGACUUUAUGUUAGAAAACAUGUUCAAGGGUAAUUCAGGGACACUAAAUCUCCCGAAUGAGUGACUGAAAUCGUCCUGUUAGCUUUUCUGCGCUUUAGUGUGAUAUUUGGAAAAUUUUUUACUCAAAAUUUGAAUUUUUUUAACCCGUAGUACGGUUUCUGGUGCAUUUUUCCACUAUAUAUAGUCACUGACAAAGAUUUAUAAUUUGGCAUAAAAAUCGAUUAUCCCGAAUUUUGAUAGUAUUUACUUUAUGUUAGAUUGUCCUAAGCCAUUCACAUUGGGGGCUGGUUCAAUUUGUUGGAGGGGUCCGUUGAAAUUCGGGAGGGGGUAGUAAAAAAGAGAGAGUCUCCAGAUUUUAGAUAUCCAGAGAUUUUCUGGGUGAUCAAAUUUUUGAGUGCAAGUGGGUUCAAACUGAUUUUGUUCACAACAUUAAUUUUAUUUCUAAAGAAAAUUUUUAUUACAUUCACAUGUUGUUAACAUAAGCUGCAUGAUUAACGAAUGUUUGUUGCUCUUAUAGUUCUGUUGAGCAAAGUCACAAUAGUCAUACAUGUAUUUUCAUAAUUAUAGUAUAAACAAGGAAACACUAUUUAAACAUGAUUAACUUUCCAACACUUGGACUUUAACUCAGUAUACACUACAUAGGUGCUCCCUCAUUUUUAUAUAACAUUUAAUAAUGAUAAAAUUGAUGGUAAUAUCGUUAACAGAGAGCAGGCAAAAUAUUUGGUAAAUAGGUACUUUUAGUGUCUCAAAUAGAUAUUCCUUAAUGGAAUAACUUUAAAGACGACCACAAGGAUUGAUUUUUUUUAACAAUAAUAUUUUAAUCUCCUUAGGUGUCCCCCAGUUCUCUUUACAUAAAGGAAGAAUGGGGGGAUUGCACAUAUUGGGCAAACGAAAGUGGUCGUUUCAAUCUGUCAAACCUUGCAGAUGGGACUUGCUUAGUGGUGAUGGGGCAAAGUAAAAACAGUGUCAUAACAUCAGAAACUGGAAAUUGCCUGUCUUAUGCAGCACCUGCAGACACAGGCAAAUCAAGAUUACCAUUCAAGCCUUUCUUCAGGAGAGGAAAAUCAAAUUCAGCAUCAACUUUUGGUUGCAAGAUUAUCCUUGCGAAAAAGAAUGGCAAGAGUUUCACUGAGUUAAAUCAGACAUACAUAAAUGUUAGUGAAGACAGUGCCAAUGUGGAAGACAUAACAAGAAAAGUGCAAGAGAAGUGGGGUAACGUGGUACUGGUAGCUGGUAAUGGUCUUCCCAUUCAGGAUGAGGAGGGAACUAGGGGUAAGGGGUUUAUUAAAGUUAUCUUUCAGCAACAUAUUAGUAGGCCAGGCUGUGAGGUACUAGUAAAUUACUAUUACUGUAUACAGUACCUAGUUGUUGGAUUCAUUGCCUUUUACCAGGCAGAUAAUCCAAUAAUAUAUGUUCUUAUGAAAGUAGCAAGGAUAAAUCCCUGACCUGGUGGCCAUUAAUUUGACUGCCCUGCUACUAAUUUAUUAUAACAUGAGUAUUUUGCGUUGAAGACCUGUGGUGAAAGAAUUUGCCACAAAAUUAAUAAGAAAAAACAUAACAGAAAAGCUUCAUUGGUGAUAAAUUUAUGUGGCUGAACCUUUUAUUUGAGAUUGAAAUAAGACUUGUUCCAAUGUUGAUCAUAACACACACAGUCAGGAAGAUACUGUAAAUACCAUCAAUUGAAGGUACAGUAGCUGGUUUCUAGAGUGUUAACUUUAGAACAAAAAUGUUGGGUAUCUGCUGAGAUGCCUUUUUUAAAUAAAUGCUGCAAAAUCGAGUGCAGAUAGUUAGUCCCAGGACUGUACAGCAGUACAACACAUUAAAACAUUUUAAUUUCCUUUGUUUUCCACUUAUGCAAACCUGCUUCAGGAAGACUGACUUAUGAGCUAAAAUGUUUUAAAGGUGCAUUUUUUUAAACUGCUAAUGAUUAACUUGUUUAAAGGACUAGUAAAUGUAGAUCUGAUCACACUUUGUCCAGCCUAAGUGGACAUUGUUGCACCCUGAGAACGGUCUAAAACACUGCCAACCUUAAAGUUUAGCCAUGUACACUAAAAUAUUUACAAAGUUAACAGAAAUACCAAGACAUAGAAUCAUGACAUGCAUAAAGUUUCAGGGCAGUAUCGGAGGGCUCAGAUUACCAGGUUAUAAAAUAACAAUGUAACAAUAUAUGAACUUGACAAAAUAGGCAUAAUAAAAUUAAAUACAAUGACAAGUUUACGUUUAACGGCAAUUGAAAGUCAUCAUUGUGUAACUUGUGUAAAUAGUUUAUGUAACUUAUGUACGUAAUUUUUUCAUUUUAAAACAGGAUCAAAAUUCUGGAAGUGUCCAAGUAGAAGAGUUUUUGCCAUAAAAGACAAAGAAACUGCGAAAGUAAAAGCAUCAAAGAGAUACCAUGAGAGUGAACCUAGCUCUGAAGAAGAAUUUGGAAGAGAGAAGUGUGCUCCUAAAAAGAAAAAAGCUGACAAAUUUGUUAAACAAGAAGUGAAAGAGAUAAAGGAAGAAACCAGUAUGCUGAGGGAAGAGCUACAAAACAACAGUUCCACUUUGGAUGAAUGUAAAACUAUGCUACAAGAGCUGAUAGUGGUCAACAAGUUUCUACCUCUACCCCCCUGUUUAAUUAAGUUAGUUUCUGAUGCGUUUAAGUGCAAAAUAUGUCUUAGGGCACCAAUGACUCCCCCUGUCAUUGCAACAAGAUGUUGCAAUGUACUCAUUGGCUGCAGCAUAUGCACCAAUGAGUGGUUUUCUGGAGAUGGGGGGCUGGAUAAGAGUUGCCCAAAUUUGAGAGAGCCAAGGGUUAUGCACAAACUUUUCAGUUCAAGGGUAUCGACGAUUUUUGAAGGAUUUAAAAACUUAUGGCAGACCCAUCUGCAGGGGAUGAGGAGGAGAGUCUCGAAUGAAAAAAAAGACAUGCUACACAAAGUCACAAAUAACUUCUUUACACUGUUGUGUUAAAAGGGCUAGCUCACAAUUUUCGCCAGUUUCAAGGAUGCAUGGAAGCACAAAAUCGGAGAAGUUAAAGUGGGCUGCAUUGAAUUUUACUUUGAAAAGAUCAGCCCAAGUUCAGUAAACAUGAAAAACUCUCCAUAUUUGGCAUCUCAUACGUGAAGUUAUUUCCCCAUUGUCUUUAUACAUGGUUUACAUUCACAUGAAGUGCCAUUUUUCUUGAUAUAGCAAGGGUUCGGGUGACCAUAACUAGUGGUCUUCAGUGUUGUGUUUAACAAAUCUGCAUCAAUGAGCAGCUUCCUUUGAGUGCAACAGGCAUCCCUGGAGACCCUUGGAGAUUUGCUUAAAUGCCCAAUCAAAAGGAGAUCAAGCCCCACCUGUUGUGAGUAACAGUACCUGUGAUAAAACUAAGAGAUCAGUUGGAUAUCACACCACCAGUACAUUGAGCAAGAAUCUUCUUGCAAUCUUGGCAAAUGUCCCAAGGUUUUUAUGGGUUCCUGGAUACUGGCACUCUAGGGCAAGCCCCUAACUGAUGCCUUUUUACAACUGUUCCCCAGAAACAAUAGAACCUGUUGUUCUCUAGUGUUGUGUUAACAUGAAUGAGCUACUGUAGGUGCUCUCAGCAAAGUCAGAAAAUAUUGAGUUACAGGACAUUGAAUUUCAAAUAUUUUUGUCACAUAGUAAAAAAUAUAGUUUUUGUGCAAAAAACCCCUUCCCCUUCCCCCCCUCCCCCUAAAAAAGGGCUCUUCUUGGCCCAAAGUACAACAUUUCACAAACAUUACAACUGCAAAAUUAAUUUUUUCAGGGCAUUUGAGUAAUGCAUGCCUGACCACCGUUUGGAACAGAUCCAUUAUCAUCUGGUGGACAAAAUUCUUAGGUUCAACCAUAUUCAUUUUGUUUCAUUUUUCAUCAUUCAUCUUUCUGUUCCAUUGUGUUGUUAUGCUUCAUGAGGGGUGAGAUUUCAGUUGCUUUAAAGAAUGCAAAGUAGAGUACAAUUCCUGGAGGUACUCAAUCAUAUAGUUGUAUUUUGCCAUCAAGUACAGGUCCUCCAUACUUUUCAGUUCAAGUGUACCAUUUCUUUAGCACGGACUUUUCAGUAGCAGCUUCUGAGUCUGAACAGGAAAACCACUGACAGGUGCUUCUUGUUCACCCAUUUUUUCUGCAAGGUACUUCAUCAAAUUUCCCUCAUUCAAUUCAACAGCUGAAUCAGAACGUGAAAGAUAAUUUUAAUAUAUGUGAAAUAUUUGGUUGAUGCAAGGGUCAGCGUUUAUAAAUCACAUGCUUUACAUUUUUUGGGGGGGGGGGGUGAGGGUUGAUAUAUAAUCUCUACACUGUGCCUAACAUUGUUCCAGUUUUUGGGCUUAAUAAAGUGAAAACGAUUCAACAAACAUGGAAUUUAUUCACUGUGUAUAAUCGUUUCAUCGUUUGAUUACAACAGCACUCCCGCCAAGGGCAUACGGAAGCUGAUUGGUUAGGAUAAAUGGGUAAAUCUAAGUAUGCUUUCAUUAGGCAAACGAUCGGCCCUCCUCAAUAAAGAAAUUUUACACUACAUGGUCUGGAGAGCAGAAUCACAAGAGAAGUAGCAUACAAGGGAGACAAGAGGACUGCAAACUAGCAAAAUAUUGAUUAACAAAACCUCUCUGAUACAAAACAUUUUAUUUUCGGUAGAAUCAAACUGUAGGAAAGACACGUACUCCUUAAACUUCAGUUUCCGCCGCCAGUAGUUCUCGCCUGCUAUAGACACAUUUUUAAAACUACCAGGCCCGGUUGUUCAAACGUUGGAUAGCACUACCCGGCCACUUACUUGCAUCUCGUUGAAUAACACAAGAAACUAUUGUGUUUAUGCCUCGUUCUUUAAGGCGUUCGGACAAGGGGCUGGGUAUUCUGCAGUUACUACCAAGCGGAUAAGUAUUGAGGAAACCAAUUGCGUUACAGAACUAAAACUCUCUACCCUGCGUAGCGUUGCCUUGGAUGUUUAAUGUUAAAACAAAAGCAUACUUACCGUGAAAGAAACAUUCAGCCCAUUUCUUUGAAAACUUCUUGGCCAUGGUACAGGCAGACUUCGGAUUGCUGUUGGCGUAACAUUUCCUCUAGAGACAGCUCGACGAAGACACGUAUCAUCCCUUUGGGGACCAGAGGAGCGCCAUCUUGCUUUGAUUCGCGCCACUUCCGGUUUUACCCUCCCUUCCCGUCACAGAUAUUUUUGGUAGGUUGGCAAUUUUAUUUUUUCUCAAAUACGAAAAUCAAAAAACGAUUUUCAUUUCGGAUUUCAUCAGCAUUGAUACUGUUUCCCGCAGUUUCGUUACACAUGAAUAGCUUUGUCAAGUUUGAAUUUUUAAUAAGCUGGAAUCUAGGGAAGUGGAAAUUGAAAAUACAUUUUCAACUUCGGUACCAGGCAAAAAUCUCAAAAUUAAAGAUUAUCGUUUAGUUUUCCUUUUCCUUAAAAACAAGAAAUGAAAGCCGCCACCUGGCCAUUUUCAAUUUUUGAUUUUUGAUUUUCAAGAUAUUGAAAUUGUUUUCCAAUUUCUUGUUUCUUAGAAACAAAAAUUGACGAUUGAGAUUGUAAAUUUGUGAUUUUCAAUUCUUGAGGAAUCAAACAUUGAAAAUCACGAUUGUGAAUUUUUGAUUUUCAAUUUUCAAUUUGGAAUAAAAAUCAAAUGGACGAAAACCACACGGACCAGAGAUGCCCUGUAAAAUUGUUCAAAAAAUUUUUGGAACGAAGACCCGAAGAAAUGCGAAACAGUGGUCCAUUCUAUCUUGCCUUGAAUGAACGACCAAAGACCCAAGUGUGGCAUAAGCGUCAAAGAAUGGGCGUCAACAGCAUUAAUUCCUUUAUGAAGAAUAUGGCAAGUCAAGCAGACAUACAAGGCAAAAAGCUCACAAACCACAGUGUUCGCAAAACCUUGGUGAAGAAGUUGAAAGCUGCAAAUCAACCGCGGUUAGCGAUUAUUGGCGUGACAGGCCAUACCAAUGAAAGGUCCCUUGCAGAUUAUGGAGAAGGCGAUGAGAAAGAACAGCAACUCAUUUCUUCAAUCAUCAGUGCAGAGUGUGCAACGGCACAAUCCAGCAGAGUUCGUCAACCGCUUGAAAGAUUAGACGCUGUAAACACAGCUGUGGCGAACACUUUCCUCAUG